Molecule: messenger RNA, 3372 nt
Organism: Diospyros lotus (date-plum)
Lineage: Eukaryota; Viridiplantae; Streptophyta; Magnoliopsida; Ericales; Ebenaceae
Product: clathrin interactor EPSIN 2-like
Exons: 14
Coding region: 197-2905 (902 amino acids)
Biological process (GO): endocytosis
Cellular component (GO): clathrin vesicle coat; endosome; plasma membrane
Molecular function (GO): clathrin binding; phospholipid binding
Source: RefSeq, a predicted model, not a curated record
CCUCCCUGCCAACUUUGCCAUUCCAUUCUCUCUCUCCCUCCCUCUCUCUCUCUCUCUCUCUGUGGCUUCGUCUGUCUCCGGAUUGGCGAUUGAUAUCUUCGCAUUGCGACGCCCUCUGCUUAGGGCGUAGAAUUCGAUCAGAAAAUUGAAGUUUCAUUCUGUUGCGGAGAACUUUGCACCCUGAACUGAAGUUACAAUGAAGAAGGCAUUUGAUCAAACAGUUCGGGAAAUUAAGAGGGAGGUGAAUAAGAAAGUUCUUAAAGUUCCUGGAGUGGAGCAGAAGGUUCUUGAUGCUACUAGCAAUGAGCCCUGGGGUCCUCAUGGAUCGCUUCUUUCUGAAAUUUCACAGGCUACGAGAAACUAUCAUGACUACCAGUUGAUCAUGACAGUAAUCUGGAAGCGUCUUAAUGAUACUGGCAAGAAUUGGCGCCAUGUCUAUAAGGCCUUGAUCGUGCUGGAAUAUUUGGUCGCACAUGGGUCAGAGCGUGUUAUAGAUGAGAUCAGAGAACAUGCAUAUCAAAUAUCAACGUUGUCCAAUUUUCAAUAUAUUGAUUCCAGUGGUAGGGAUCAGGGAAGCAAUGUCAGAAAGAAAUCUCAGUGUCUUGUUGUUCUAGUAAAUGAUAAAGAAAGAAUACAAGAAGUGCGACAGAAGGCUGCUGCUAACCGCGACAAGUUUCGCAGUGCAUCAUUGGGUGGUAUGUAUAGGCCAAGUUCAUAUUACAGUACAGGAGGCUAUGGUGACCGAUAUGAUGAUGAUCGUUAUGGAGGUCGUCACGGGUACAGAGAUGAUGACUGGAAUGGUUAUGGGAGAGAAAGAGAACGGGGCUACAGGGAUGAUGACCACUAUGGUAGAUAUGGGGAGUCAUAUGGUCAUGAUGGAGAUCGCUAUGGUAGAGAUUCUGGUGAACGCUACAGCAGAGAUGGUUACCGGGAGGAUGAUUACUGGGGAAGAAGUCAAAGCAGCGACGAUUACCGGCAUGGAUCAAUUAGGAGUUGUGACAAAGAAAGGGACCGUGCUUAUGAAGAUGAUGGUAAAAAUUCACUUAGCAGAGGAAAUGGCACCAGAGCUGAUGAGCAUUCUCAAGAUGCAAGUUCUUCAGGCAGGCGACAUGAAUGGAAACUUUCGGAACAAAAUCUUGGUGCUCCUCCUAGUUAUGAAGAAGCUGUGGGUGAGGCUCAGUACCCUGUUCAUGUUGAAAGGAAAGGAGAAACUUCAGCAGCAUCUCCUCCCAAAAUGUCUCCUCCUACAAGCACUAGCCCGAGCCAUGCAAGCUUUGCACCCAGCACAUCUGCAGCACCUGCUUCUGCUGCUGCUUUUGCUUCUCCAAAAAAGGAAGCUGAUGGUUUUAAUGACUUUGAUCCACAAAGCCGAUUUUCAGCUCCCGCAGCUACUGCAAAUGGUGCAGAAGUGGACUUGCUUGGCUCUUUGUCAGAGCCUUUUUCCUCCGACCAAUUGGCAAUUGUGCCAGUUGCAAGUGGACCUACAGCCUCGGAUGUGAAUUCAUCAGCAGCAGACAUCAGCAAUGGGUCUACAUUUGCAGCCACAGCAACAGGAUCCCCUGUUACAAAUCAGUUUCUUCUGGUGCAGCCUUUUGAAGAUCCAUUUGGUGAUGGUCCUUUUAGAGCUCUCUCUGCUAUAGAUGGUGACCCAGCUCAAUCGCCUAGUAAUGCUUCCUUCCAUCCUAGCACCAACCAAAGAUCUGAACUGCCUCAACCAAUUGCUCAAACUCUCUCUAGCCAGAAUACUGAUAUUUUAGCAGAUAUUUUGCCACCGUCUGGAUCUUCACAUCUUGUGGCUUCAGAGACAGGUUUUCCAACUCAGGAUGGCCAACCCACAUCAUUCUCAGGUUUUCCAGCGCAGGCACCCCAACCUGCACCAAUGACUGUUUGUGCUGCUCAAGCCAGCCAACCUGCACCGCAGAUGAACUUCCCAUCUCUAACUGGCCAACCUACAACGCAUUCUGAUUUUCCAGCUCAAAUUGGCGAUCAAUCAGAGACUGAUUUUUUGGCUCAAGCUGGCCACCCGGCAACAUCACUGACUGGCUAUUUGGGCCAAGCCAACCAGCCUGCACCACUGACAGCCUUUUCAGCUCAAACAAGUCAACCGGGAUCCCUAACAGGUUUUCCUGGACAGUCAAGUCCUCAUUUUUAUGGGAACUUCCUCCAACAGCAAGGAUCUACAGCUUCGCACUUUGCAUAUCAAAACAAUGGCGGAUCAACCACACAAUACCAUACUGCAAACUUCCUUCCCCUAACAAGUCCUGCUGCACCCAUCGCUUCUCAAAUGGCUCCUCAAACUCCAGUUGGACCACCAACACAAAAUAACGCCAUGAGCUAUCAGCCCCUUCUUCCGCCUUCAACAGGAUCAUUGGUUACAGUUCCUCAACCAGCCAAGGAAAAGUUUGAACCCAAGUCUGCAGUUUGGGCAGAUACCCUGAACCGAGGGCUAGUCAACUUGAAUAUAUCUGGCCCUAAAACAAAUCCACUGGCAGAUAUUGGAGUUGAUUUUGAAGCAAUGAACCGUAAGGAAAAGAGGAUGGAGAAACCUACAACAGCUACUGUGACAUCAACUGUUACCAUGGGCAAAGCUAUGGGAUCUGGUUCUGGGAUAGGCCGAGCUGGUGCUGGUGCCCUUAGGCCGCCACCAAACCCCAUGAUGGGUCCUGGCAUUGGUAUGGGAGGCUAUGGAGGAGUGAAUCAACCAAUGGGUACGGGCAUGGGUAUGGGCUUGGGCAUGGGCAUGGGUAUGGGCAUGGGCAUGGGAAUGAAUAUGGGUAUUGAGCAAGGAUCUCAAAUGCCACCAUAUGGGUUUCCUCCUGGAUCCGCCAUGCCCGGUGGAUACAAUCCAACGAUGGGGAGUAGUAGUUUUGCUUCCCAACAACCGUUUGGUGGUGGAUACCGAUGAGGUUGAGCGAGCAACCAUGCAUCGAGAUCAGAAAAGCUUUCGAGCAGUCGAUGAUGUAAAAAUGGGCAUGGGAAGCAGACCCGGAGUUGCUCUUAAAUCUGUCACUGAAUUCUUGGUCCUGCUGUUGAUGUUUGAAUUUUGUUUCAUUUUAUCUCAUUCAAUAUUUAUCAGUUUUUGAGUUUCUGGAAUCUGCUUGUAGAGAUGUAUUUGUCACUCAUUGGAAGUUUCUCUUAGUUGCAGACCAGACACCCUAUUGUUUAUGUCUUUUGGGUCGUAAGAGUUGUUGCAGAUGCGCUGCUGCUUGUCUUGGGUGGUGAAGACUGAAUCAGAAAAAGCUCUAUACACAGGGGAUCGCCUCUCUCAGGUGUCUCUUCCCUUCACUAUCCAUUCAUUUUAUUGUCAUUUGUAAGAAUUUGAUUGUGUGCCCCAUUCUUGCUGAAAGCAAUAAAAAAUUGAUAAUUCAUUCU